AUGAGCCGAUUCAGGCGAUUUGAGCUCAUUGAACACCCAUUCCCUCUAUGCUACUCCUCACCCUUUCAAACCCUAACUUUCCCUUCCUUUCUCGAACAAUCUCUUGACCUCGAUCUCGACCUGUUGCUAGUUCCGGGCCACUUCGACGCCGUCGCGGAUCUGCUUCACGCGCCGUCGUUGGCCUACCAGCGCGUGGCGAGGCAGCUCGAGACUGAGUUGCGCUUGCAGAGCCUCAACGACCGCGUGGCGGAGUUGGAGUCGCGGUUUGACCGUCUGCUAGGCGGCGAUCGGAAGUACACGUGGACGGCGGAGAUCAAGGGAGCGGAGAAGAAUGGGUUUGACAGGAAGUACAAGUGGGUUGCGGAGAUCGUUGAGGAAGAAAAGAAGAAGCAGGUGAAGAAAGUGGUGAAGGAUAAGAAUGUGACAUGGACGAUUCAGCUGGAGAGUGAGGGUGAGGAGGGAGAGAAGAAGAAGUUGGUGAAGGGUGUUGCGAAGAACGUGAAAUGGACGGCUGAGAUCAAGGGAAAAGGGGAGAACAGUGGGAGCUCUAGGAAGUACACGUUUCAGGUAGAAAGUGGAGAUGCUGAGAAGAAGGAGAAGGUGAAGGAGAAGGAGAAGGAAAAGGAGAAGAAGAAGGGAAAUGGAUUGCGCAUUGUGGAGAUUCACGAGCCAAGUAAUCAUAGAGAUGUUGUUUUGAGACAGGCAUUUGCCAAGAGGUUUGGAGCUGUUCAAAAUAAUAGGGGUAAAAAGAAGGACUUGUCUCCUCAAGAUGCUGCUUUGUUGAUCCAGAUCAGUUUUAGAGCUUACUUGAUCCGCAGGUCAAAGGCUCUUCGCGCCCUUAGAGAACUGGCUGUUGCAAAAUCUAAAUUAAAGGAAAUCAGAGCCCAGUUCAAUAACUUUUCCUACCGACGUCAUGUAGCUCAUGAUGCAGAGGAGCGCCAGCGGUUUUCUGAGAAAAUCAUCGUCUUGCUCCUCACUGUUGAUGCCAUUGAGGGAGCUGAUAUUAUGGUAAGAUCAGCGAAGAGGUCAAUGGUGGAUGAGCUAGAAGCAAUGCUUGAUGUGGUAGAUCCCCAGCCUGGUAGAAGAUCAGCAUCACUCUCAUUCAAAAGAAGGACAUUUGAUAUGCCUGAUGGAGUCAUCCGGAAGGAAAUUGAAGAAGGGGUUGCACAGGUUGUGCAAAUGCUUGAAGAAGCAGAGAAUAGCAGCAACACCUUUGGAGCAUAA
Sphenostylis stenocarpa is the source of this 1224-nucleotide messenger RNA. The record is from the annotation of a GenBank genome assembly. Lineage: Eukaryota; Viridiplantae; Streptophyta; Magnoliopsida; Fabales; Fabaceae.